ACAGUAAAGUUGUGGGCUGCGGUUGGAUGGGGCCAGAAACCCAAGCCAAAAAAUGAAAAAAUAAAAAAAAAUCUAGAAAAAAUAAAAUUGUGCACUUUUAAUUUUAAAAUUAAAAAUCCUAAUCUUGUUGAAUUUAGCCUUGAGAAUGUGCAUAAUUAAUUUGGAGAGGCUGUCCCAGGUGCAUGCAGGUCUCCAUGCAUGACAGAACUCAUGCACUCCUUCAUAACAAACACACUUGGACACAGUGAACAGUGGGAAUCAUAUGCAUGUGUCUGUACGUCUUACUGUUUCUUUUCUUUUUUUGUGUGUGAGCAGACUGGGUUGGAGGGUGUGGUGGUGGGGAAUCAAACGGCUGUUGAUAUGCUAAUGAGGCCCUGUGCCAGUGUUAUUACAGAGCUGCACCAACCCUUUUACUUCCACCAUUAGAGGGAGACCUCAGAGCGCAAGACAGAUAGACAGCCAGUGCAGGCAGUGCAGGCAGUCCACAGCUUCAAUAAAAGUAGUUUUUUCUGAGCGGGGAGCACAAUUCACUGACUGAAAACAAGACCAUAAGGCAAAGGCAACACUCAAUACCCGCCUCAACAACCCAUGAAAAUGCUCUGGAAAUUAACAGAUAACAUUAAAUACGAAGACUGCGAGGACCGUCACGAUGGCACCAGCAAUGGGACAGCCAGGCUACCUCAGCUGGGCGGCGUGGGUCAGAGUCCAUACACGAGCGCUCCUCCGCUCUCCCACACGCCGAACUCGGACUUCCAGCCUCCGUACUUCCCCCCGCCCUACCAGCCCAUCUACCCGCAGUCUCAGGACCCUUACUCUCACGUCAACGACCCGUACUCUCUCAACUCCCUGCACGCCCAGCCACAGCCGCAGCACCCGAGCUGGCCCGGCCAGAGGCAGAGUCAGGAGAGCGGCCUGCUGCACCAGCACCGCAGCCUCCCGCACCAGCUGUGCCGGGAGUACCGCAGGGAAGUGCUGCUGCCGUCCGGCCACGGCUUAGAUACCGGACUGUCGGACUCUAUCCCUAUCCAUGGAAUACCUCACUCUUUAGAUGACGUUCAGUCUGUUGAUGAUCAAGGAAUUCACAUCCCCGACCAGACUGUAAUUAAGAAAGGUCCAGUGUCUUUAUCCAAGAACAAUAAUGUUUCCUCCAUCCCCGUAAAUAAGGACGGUCUGUUCGGUGGGGUGGUAAACCCCAAUGAGGUGUUCUGCUCAGUACCGGGUCGCCUUUCCCUGCUCAGCUCCACAUCAAAGUACAAGGUCACGGUGGCCGAGGUGCAGAGACGCCUCUCACCGCCCGAGUGCCUCAACGCCUCACUGCUGGGCGGGGUACUGAGAAGGGCCAAGUCUAAGAACGGAGGAAGAUCCUUAAGGGAGAAGCUGGAUAAAAUCGGCUUGAACCUACCUGCGGGCAGACGCAAGGCAGCCAACGUCACCUUGUUGACGUCACUCGUGGAGGGCGAAGCGGUGCAUCUUGCCAGGGAUUUUGGUUAUGUAUGCGAGACAGAGUUUCCAGCCAAGGCAGUAGCUGAAUAUGUAAACCGUCAGCAUUCCGACCCAAACGAACAAGUCCAAAGAAAAAACAUGCUAUUGGCCACAAAGCAAGUGUGCAAAGAGUUCACAGACCUGCUGUCCCAGGACCGCUCACCGCUGGGAAACUCACGGCCGCAGCCCAUUCUUGAACCGGGAAUCCAGAGCUGCUUGACCCAUUUCAGUCUAAUCUCACACGGUUUUGGGACCCCGGCCUUGUGCGCGGCUGUUACGGCCCUGCAGAACUAUCUGACCGAGGCUAUCAAAGCCAUGGACAAAAUGUACCUCAACAACAACCCAAACAGUCACUCAGAUAACGGCACUAAAGGCGGAGACAAAGACGAAAAACACAGAAAGUGAUGUAUCAUUCCGCUUCCGCUGAGGGCCAAAGCCCAGGGUCCCUGCUUGCACACACCCGAGGGCCCCGCCCAUCCAAUAUAAAUAUUAUAAAUACCCUAUAAAUACUAUUGAUAAAGUAAAUUGUGCCACUUCCUGAAACUUGCGUAAUUUUCCAUGUUUUUCUUUUUACACCCCACAUUGGAUUCAAGAGGAAAUUACGCAAGUGUUUUCUUCUACUUCUUUUCCUUCGUCAUCACCAUCUUCCAACACCUGAACCACACGAAAUGUUAUUUUAAAAAAAAUAGAGAAAAAGAAAAAAAGAAAAACAGGCUGCAGAGGAUGAGCUCCAGGGCAAGGAGAAGGAGAAGGAGUGAGAAGGCCCACUGCCUCAGCCACAGGACUUUUUAUGUACUCCUCUCCUUUUUUAUGAGCUGCAGCGAAUGGACUGAAAUCCAGCGAACCCCCCAACCUAUAUCUCCAUUUUACGAUUGUGAACAAAAUCGAAGCUAAAAGAGGAUGAAUUCUUAUCAGUAUUGUGAAUAAUAAACUUGAAAACAAAGAGAAAUUCCACAGAGCUCCCUGUCAUGACUUCAGUUGUAGACUCUCUCUCACUCUCUCUCUCUCCAACGACCAACUUGAACUUUUUUGAAUUUCAACACGAUUCGCGGUUAUAUAAGGGAAUCAGUGUUCAUGUAUGUAUAUAUUUAUUUAUGUGUAAUUUAAUGGGAAUUGUAAAUAUGGUGCGUCUGUUUAAACUUCUUUUUUUUUAUUUAUCUGGUGCCUCCUGUUUUAGUGGGUUUGAAUAUUCGGUUAGUUCUUCAUGUGAUUUUAUGGUUUAUAGAAAACAGAAGUUUUUGGGGUAUUUUUAUUUCUCUGGGAUAUUUUCAAUUCAGCCCUCUUGUAGCAUGUUGAGGCGAAAUUGAAGCAAGUGAACAAAUUAAAUAGAAAUAAACUUCAGUCUCUCUUUCUCUAUCUAUAAAUAUAUAUCAUCCUUUUUUCGGUUUUAAUUUGAGACAGAGCAUAAGUGAGACCCUGAGGAGAACUGUUUCUUUCCGUGUGUGUGUUUCUAUUUUCGUUUUUAUACAAGCUUUUAUGUGUUGUGCCAAUCAGAAUACGUUUCACCCCUUGUUCUCUCCUUGAAGCACCAUAAAAGCAAUAAAUGGAAUAUUGUCUUUUUUUUUAAAUGUUGGAACACUAAAAAAAAAACAUUUUGGGACCACCUGGUAUCUUGUUAUGUCCGAUAAUGUCCAAAAUUGGAGGCGGUUUUAGCUGUAUUGUAUAGACAUGUGCUGGCAAUAGUUCCCAUGCCUGUCAAUGUAUUAUAGUCCUUUGUUGCCCUGAAAAAAAUAAAUAUUUGAUACGCUUCAUCUCGAUUUUUAUUCCUAUCUUUAAAUUUUUAUUCACUGAUUCAUAGCCUGGAUGGUUUUUUUUCUUUUUAGGUCUUGUUUUUUUUUUUUUUCUAUUUUGAACGGCUACAGUAAUUGAGCUUAAGUCUCCCCUGACAAUUGCUCUCUGCAAUAAGCAGCUGAACUCAUUGUUUCCCUCAAGUAUAAUAAAAAAAAUCUUACUUUAAACUCCCUAGUUCAGAGCACAGGAUCUUAUGCAGGCCAAGUGGCUCACAACAAUGGAUAUAUUCGCGUUUGAAGUGUGUGCAGCAGCAGCCAGCCUCCAGCUAAAACCCUCUGAGAUGUAUAUGGGCCUGGUGUGCACUGUUUGGUUGUUGCAGGCUAUAUUUGGCUCCAUCCAUCGUUUAUUCUGUGCUGGAGUCUCAUUCAAAGACAUGCAUCAAAUAUUUGUUAGGCUUGUGUUGUUUGCCUCUCAUCGUAAUCAAUGAACAAUCAGUGCACAGUAUGCUGUGUGUCUGUAAAGAUGUAUAUAUAUUUUGGGCUGAUGUACUUUCAUAACUAAUCUCCCUUCCCUAACUGCUUUUUAAUUUUCUGUGUAUGGCUGAGUAGCACUGUGAAUGUGACUGGUGGUAAAUUUGACGUUGGCCCCUUUUUUCCCCUCUGUUUUAUUAUUACUGUUAUUAUUGUCUUGCAGAAGUGCAGAAGGGAAGGCCGUUGCAUAACAUUUGAGCUGAUUUUGAUUGUGCAUUGAUGGCGUGGUGGAGGAUAUAUAGCUCGAAAUCAAUCUUGUCUGGAGCGUGAAUCAGUCCAGUGAUAGAUGCAUCUUGGUGUUGCUGUUUUUUUUCCUUUCUUCUUGCUUUUUCCCAUUUCACUGUCUGGUAACCAUGCCGCUUAAAAUAUUGUAACAGUGGAAGAUGGAAUGAGCGGAGCCAUAUAGCCCCACAUCUCUCCGUCUCUGUCUCCAUAUUUGUUAUCUGCAUGAUGCUCGCAACCCCCCCACCCCCUUGCUUUAAUUCUGAGGCAGUUGUUUUGCAGGAGGGGUGAAUGAAACCUAACUGUACAUGUCCUUGGCAUAAUUGCGAUGCACGGUGCUGGAGCAGGUGAAGCGGAGCAUUGUCUGUCAGGCCCUGUUUUUGUUGGCUCAGUCCUCAGAUUGUGUGUGGGAUCCUGUCCUCAGGCACAAUAGCUCACUCAUAAAGGGGAGAGAGACUACCCGGCUGCUCCUGCUGAGGUGGAUGUCGAAGGGGGGAACAGCAUAAAUAGUCACUUUAAGGGGGAAAACAAUCGUAUUAAAACAUGCAUUCAUUGGUAUUAACGCAAGAGGGAAGCCCCUCACGUGUGUCAUUAAUGCUAAUGUUAUUUAAUAAAUGCAUAAGGGGGUUUGCUGGAAUCAAAAAAUGGUUUAUGGUGAGGGUGAAACAAACGCAUUAGAAAUAGUGGCAUCUGCAACAAUAAUGGAAGCUGUAUUUGUGCGUAUUAUGGGGAGAGGAUGAGGGGAAGAUCGCUGGGCCUGGGAUUGUGUGUCUGUGCGUAAUGGAAUUGGAGUGGAAAAGAAAGUCCAAAUCCCAUUGUCUGAUGUUUGUUUACAUCGAUAUUAGCCGAUUAUUUGCAUGCGUUCAUUACGUAGCUGUAUUUUUAGCCUUUUUUUUUUUUACAUCGAACAGGUAGAGUUAGCUCCUUGCAAAUUGCCUCUCGGCGAAAGACAAGAGAGAGGGGCCUGAAAUUUGAAGAGGCAGUCAGAAAUACCCAGCUGAAUUUGGUUAAUUCAAUCCAUGACUGCUGCUUCUCCACUAAACCAAUUACAGCUGGUUUUGUAAUUAAUAGUUGUAAUGGCUGUUGUCAACUAAUAUUCUGAAGAAAAAACGAACACUAUUUUGAUUAAAAUUAAAAUUAUUUUGAUGAAAAUAAAAAAAUAAAAAUUAAAAUGUUUAUUGUUUUUGUGGUUCCCACUGUGGCCAAAAUAUGUUCCUGCCAUCAAAUAAUUUCCAUUUUAAAUACAGUUAAAUAAAUAACGCAUGCUCCGGGUAUUAAUUUUCAGGACAAAUUGGUGUUUUUCUGCACUCACUCUGCAAACAUAUGCAUUUCUACGCCAGUCGCGUUCUACUGAUCAUUGUCUAUCGGUCAUGUCGGACAACUUUUCAUCUCCGAGCAGCUGCACAUCACUGCUGCGCUCAUCAUUUCUCUGUAAAUGCUGUAACACAGCCAUGUUUGUGGUCAGAGAGUGUUGCAGCUAAAGCUGCUGAGAUCACUGCUUAUUGGUGAAAGGAGCGACUGCGUGGCCUAAUUAGCCCACAGCACCAUCACCACAACUACAACAGUCUGCACUGUAACGCUUGGAGGCAAUGCGUUGGAGCUGGGAAGAUAUAGUGCAACAAGGCCCAGAUUCUUUUUUUUUUAC
This is a messenger RNA of Cynoglossus semilaevis (tongue sole), 5610 nucleotides long. RefSeq names its product transcription factor AP-2 alpha (gene tfap2a). Gene Ontology annotation, cellular component: nucleus. Gene Ontology annotation, biological process: anatomical structure development; regulation of transcription by RNA polymerase II; regulation of cell population proliferation. Lineage: Eukaryota; Metazoa; Chordata; Actinopteri; Pleuronectiformes; Cynoglossidae. Bases 589 to 1887 code for a protein of 432 amino acids. The record is from RefSeq and is a predicted model, not a curated record. The transcript has 7 exons. Gene Ontology annotation, molecular function: DNA-binding transcription factor activity, RNA polymerase II-specific; RNA polymerase II transcription regulatory region sequence-specific DNA binding.